This is a messenger RNA of Botrytis byssoidea, 918 nucleotides long. RefSeq lists its product as uncharacterized. The transcript is spliced from 4 exons. NCBI's taxonomy places the organism in Eukaryota, Fungi, Ascomycota, Leotiomycetes, Helotiales, Sclerotiniaceae. Gene Ontology annotation, cellular component: catalytic step 2 spliceosome. The record is from RefSeq and is a predicted model, not a curated record. The coding region runs from base 1 to 918 and encodes 305 amino acids.
AUGACAGACAUACCAGCACCCGUGGCAUCUGCAGUUGUCGUUCCUAAACAAGAUGCGCCAAACGUUAAAAGUCCCCGCAGGAAGCGUCGACAAUCAUCCGUGUCCGAAGAUGCUUCUAAACGUCUCCGAAUCUCCACCGAAGACAGCGCCAUCUCUACAUCCACUUUACAUUCCUCUUCACAAGCUUUAGAUUCUACAAAGCUUGAAUCACCUGGAAAGAAUCAACCUCUUGCUGUUUCACCAGAAACCUCGAGAAAUGAUCGUUCCGAAAGAAGACGAAGUAGCGUUCAAGAGGAACGCAAGCGUGGCCAAAGAUUAUUUGGAGGCUUGUUGAAUACUCUUAAUCAAAGUACACCAAAUGGACAACAAAAAAGGCGACAAGAGAUUGAGGCACGACAAAAGGAGAGAGCCGCGCAACGAAAAGCUGAAGCAGAAGAUAGGAAGAAAGAGAAGGCAGCGAGUCUUCAAGCGGUACGAGUGGUUGAGCAAGUGAAAUUUCAGGAAGAAUCGAUGCGAAUGCGGCAUUUGAAUAUGCUAGCUAUGGCCCAGUUUCUUUCUACAGAAACAGAGCCAAAACUGUAUUACAAACCAUGGCAAUUAUCACCCAAUAACGAAGCCAGAAUCAAGACCCAAAUCAAAGAAGUAGAGAUGUUGAUUGAAGAAGAAAAGUCACAGUGGGCGAGUAAACAUCCAGAACUAGGUCCAAAGGCUGAUGGGGAAUCUGAAGUAAAGGUGACGUCUGAUGUGAUGAUGGGUGAGCCUCAUAUGGAGUCUCCAUCUAAUUCUAACAUUGAUACUACUAAUCCAAUCUCUACACUUGUUGCUCAGUCCUCACAGGUUAAGACUGAGAAAGAUAAUCUGGAAGAGCAUAAUGGUGAGGUAGUAGUAGAAGCAGAGGAAGAUACAGUUAUUUACUGA